Peronospora matthiolae is the source of this 585-nucleotide messenger RNA. The record is from the annotation of a GenBank genome assembly. Lineage: Eukaryota; Oomycota; Peronosporomycetes; Peronosporales; Peronosporaceae.
AUGGCCGAAGGGAUCGACACCUUGCAAUCCCUGUACUCGUGUUCGGAAGGGUCGUUUUCCGACGGCCCUUCUUCAAACGCAGCGGGUGGGUCUUGUCAAGCAGUUCGACAAGACCAAGGACAUCAACAAUCAGCUGGGCACGAGGCUCCCAGCUGUCCCACGCCGGUGGGUAGCCACGCCAGCGGACAAGGGUUGGAUCAAGUUGAUGUUCAAGAGCUGAACCGUGUAAAGGAACAGUUGCACGAUGACCUGGCUCAUGAAAGUUCUCGGCGUUAUGGGCUUGAGGAUCUUGUGAGGGAUAAUUUUAAUUCCCUAACGCACGAUCGUUCGGACGAUCGUGCCGCAUUUGCGUUCGCGCAACUUGAAAACGAGCGUUUGACUCGUUCUCUUCGUGCCGAGCUGGCUGCAGCUCGUCAGGACAUCGCUCAGCUGCGUGAGCAGGUCGCUUCGCUAGUCGACCAGACUGGCUCGUUGAAACAGGACCACUCGAAGGUGGUCUCGGCUCUCGACCGCAGAAGUGUUCUUCGCAUCUCGAAACGAACGCGUACUGAUAGUACGGGCGGAGACGACCAACGUAGAACGUAG